AUGGAGUCUGAUAAUAAUAACAUCACAAGUAAGAAUAAGUCUAAAGGGAAUGUAAAGAAAAAUGAAAAGAAAAAAAAAAUGAAGAAAAUAAAGGAUGCAGAUCUGAAAAAAGAUAAUUCCACCAAUGAAGAUAGUGUCCUCAAUAAGAGUGGGUCUCCGAGUUCUACAGAUAGUGAAGAUCUAGUCAAUGCAAUUAAUUACAACACCAUCACAUCCUUAGCAGCUUUAAAAGAUAUAAUUCAAGGUGAUAGUAAUGAUACUCCGGAAACUGAUAGUUUUUUUCAACACUAUUUUAUGAAUCACUGUAAUAAUCUCUCAAGUCGUACUUCUAAUUCGCCUUUUCCGUACACUGAGAGACGGCGUUUGUCACAGUGCCGAGAAGAGGACGAAGAUGAUUACAGAAAAGAUAACUCAUCAUCUAACUCUCCAUCAAAAGCAUACGACAUUAAAAAUGUUAGUCAGAAAAAUAAAUCACCCAAGACACACCAAGAAGUGAAGGGCAGUAAAAAAAUUCAUGAAGACAAACCCAUAGAAGAUGAGUUGUCUGAGCGAACUGUAAUGGGAGCAAAGCAUAAAUUCUUGGUUACCACGGCAGAACCUCCACAGCAAAGAGUAGAGCGUGCAUUGAGAAUGCAUGUCAACAAUGCUCAUACUGUUCAUUUUGGUACCAAAGGUGCAGAAGAGUUAAGGCCUAGUGUUCGAUCAAUAUUCACUGGUGAGAAUCUUCAUCGUGACAAAAACUAUUUUGACAGUAGUUUAAUAGAAAUUAGAUCUACUGUUGAUGGUGUACUGACAAGUUCUGAAGAUAUUUGGAUUAAGAGAACAAAUGAAAAACCAAUACAGGUAAUUUCCCCUAAAGAAGCAAAAAUUACUGUUGAUAAAACAGCUAAAGCAGAAAUGCCAGAGCAGGACCAAGUUGAACCAAUCCGAGCCCGUUCUGGAACCUGGGGUUCCCAAUCUCGUAAAGAAAAAGAUAUCAAAGUCAUUGAUGUUAAAAAAAUUAAAGAUAUACAAAAAAACAAUGACGACAGAAGGAACAAAAGAGACCAAAGAUUGGAUGCCGCCAUUACAAGAAGUACUCAAUCUGUUGGUGAAAGAAAAAGGCGAGGCUCGGCCGAUGAUGCUCAUUCUCAUCAGCUAUAUCAGCAGACAAUUCAUGGAACCACCGGGGUGAGCAGAAGACCAGCUUUGUUUGAUAUGUUCAAAUCUCGACCCCGCGGUGAUAAUAAGAAACAGCCAACUAUAAUACAGCAGUUUAAAGCCGCAAUGCAGAACAUAACAAAGGCAAAAGAAGGAGAGAAAUUAGAAGUUUCAAAACCCGAGAGCAAAACUGAUGGCGCCUCUUGUUCGAGUCAAGCAAGCAAAGUCAAAGAUGGUUCUGCGCAUCCGCAUCCUAGUAGCGACGCUAAAUACUAUCACACAGUAACGGUGCCAGCCUCGCGUCGUCCCAGCGCGAUAAGCAAAGUGAUUGAAAUGUUCCGCGGUAGACAGUCAGUUCCAACACAUUCUGGCUCGUUUGACGCGGAUAAACGGCGAUCGGUUUGGGUUGAACUAAUUGUUGUUCAUGCUAAGUUUUUGUAA
Molecule: messenger RNA, 1581 nt
Organism: Pieris macdunnoughi
Lineage: Eukaryota; Metazoa; Arthropoda; Insecta; Lepidoptera; Pieridae
Source: the annotation of a GenBank genome assembly